CACAAACGUUUGCUGCAUUGUUCACCAGACUGUCUUUCCUGUGUGUUUAAGACUGGGCCAUAAUCCACAUUUACCCCGUAUACAGAGAUUGUGUCAGAAGAGCCUGUUCGAAGAUGGAUCAUGGAUAUGUGCCUAAACAUGAUCUACGGAUAGUGUUAAUGGGUCCAGCUGGCCCUUGGAGAGGCUUUGUCAGUCAGGACAUUAUGGGGUUGUGGUGCGAUGGGUCGAUUCGCUUGGAGAGAAAAGGAUCUGGCCGGACAGUCACCAUGGUGAUGACCCAAGGCUGGGACAGUCAUUUGCAACACAUUUUUGGUGCUGCAGUAGAACAGGAGGUCAUGAGAAGCGUGACCCUUUGCCCUCCAGGGCCGCACGCUCUCCUGCUGGCGCUGCCCAUCGGGCCCGACGUGGGCAUCACGAGGCGUGACGUGGAGAGGGCACAACAGCACAUGAGCUUCCUGUCUGAGAGAGCCUGGAGACACACCAUGGUUGUGUUCAUCUGCACCUACAAAAUAAUGUCUAACAAGAUCUUGCUGGACAGACACAUUCUAGGGCAGCUUGUAGAUAGAUGCGGAGGAGGACAUUCUAUUAUUUUUGUGGACAGGCCAAACUCUUCUGAGCUUUUACAGAAGGUAGAUGAAAUGAUGGCCAGCAACAGACAAGAUUUCCUUCAACAUCAUGAGGUGAAAAGGCCGAGACCAACCAUACAAGCAGAACAGCGUGCCAGGUCAUCAGGGCCACGACCAGCAACGACACAUAGAGAGGUGUCACAGUUUGACCUGUUGUAUGGAAUAAAAAUUAUUUGUGGUGCGGUUUUAUUUAUUGGUUGUUUUUCGUUUCUUUGGCUUGUUGUUGUGAUUGUUUGGUUGAAAGUAUGCAUGUUUGUUUUUUCGUAUGGUUCGUCUUAGGUCUAUCAUAAGCGAUGGCUUUGAAACACUUACAAACGAUGCAGGACUAUGGCCAGUUGCAUGUUUCUGCGACGUCAGGAGUAAUAGAUUGGCAUCGGAAGGCGUUAGGUCCAAGUGGUUUAAUAUUUGGCAAAUCCAUCCUAUCCCAGU
Messenger RNA from Sardina pilchardus (European sardine), 1055 nucleotides. RefSeq lists its product as uncharacterized. The transcript is spliced from 3 exons. Bases 114 to 905 code for a protein of 263 amino acids. The record is from RefSeq and is a predicted model, not a curated record. NCBI's taxonomy places the organism in Eukaryota, Metazoa, Chordata, Actinopteri, Clupeiformes, Clupeidae. Gene Ontology annotation, molecular function: GTP binding.